AUGUUUCAGAAAAAAGUCACGACAACGCCAAUGAUUAUAAAACCGAGUACGGCCAUGAAUUUAAAACCUAAAGUCGGGAUAACUACGAAAAUAAAUAAGAUAACGCCGAUAACUAAGAAAACAGAAGCGACAACCGUUAUUACAACGCAUAAACCUCGCUCAAGUACUGCUUUCGCUCCGAUUGUAGGUUUUAUGAUAAAUUAG
Molecule: messenger RNA, 204 nt
Organism: Meloidogyne enterolobii
Lineage: Eukaryota; Metazoa; Nematoda; Chromadorea; Rhabditida; Meloidogynidae
Source: the annotation of a GenBank genome assembly